Morone saxatilis (striped sea-bass) is the source of this 2267-nucleotide messenger RNA. Its product is annotated as phosphorylase b kinase gamma catalytic chain, skeletal muscle/heart isoform-like. The transcript is spliced from 10 exons. NCBI's taxonomy places the organism in Eukaryota, Metazoa, Chordata, Actinopteri, Moronidae. Gene Ontology annotation, biological process: protein phosphorylation; glycogen biosynthetic process. The record is from RefSeq and is a predicted model, not a curated record. Gene Ontology annotation, cellular component: phosphorylase kinase complex. Bases 387 to 1571 code for a protein of 394 amino acids. Gene Ontology annotation, molecular function: ATP binding; phosphorylase kinase activity; calmodulin binding.
UUGCAUGUGCAGUAAAGUCGGUAACGUAGAGCAGUGCUGUGUCUGUGAUCGUCUCAUUGAGGGCGCAGGAGGUGCAGGGUGUUAUUUCAUGGAUCUGGUUUUUGUGCGGACGCGCGUUCAGAGUGCGCUCCUGCUCCUGCUGCGGAAGCAACAAUUUAUUUUUGGCAUCUGACAUUAAAGCUCACCCUUUGCGAUGGCAGCGGCCCCAUGAAGCCGCCACAGCACCGAGGGUUGACUGGACCUCUUUGUUCGCCCUCUACUGAGUGAUAAUGAUGGACCCCCUUUUAUAACAGGGACUGAACAGCACGGGACGCGGCAACCUGUUGUGAGCUGAAAGAGGAAGAGCGGUUUUGAAACCUUGGUGGUGAACCAGCAUCGCAGCCAUCAUGACCAAAGAGGAGGAGAUCCCUGACUGGGUGGGAGCCCAGGAGUUCUACGACAAGUAUGAGCCCAAGGAGAUUCUGGGAAGGGGAGUGAGCAGUGUGGUGCGUCGCUGCGUUGAUAAACGGACGUCUCAGGAGUACGCGGUGAAGAUCAUCGACAUCACCCCCUCAGACAAGAUGACUCCGCAGGAGAUCGAGGAGAUCAGAGAAGCGACGGUGAAGGAGAUCGACAUCCUCAAGAAAGUCUACGGACAGGACAACAUUAUACAGCUCAAAGACUGCUACGAGUCCAAAGCCUUCUUCUUCCUGAUUUUUGACCUGAUGAAGAGGGGUGAACUUUUUGACUAUCUCACUGAGAAAGUUACCCUGAGUGAGAAGGAAACCAGGAAGAUCAUGCGCGCUCUGUUGGAGGUGGUCAAGUUUCUCCAUGACCAGAACAUCGUCCACCGGGACCUGAAGCCUGAGAACAUCCUGUUAGACGACGAGAUGAACAUCAAACUCACGGACUUUGGCUUCGCUGUGCAAGUCAAGCCGGGACAGAAGCUCAAAGAGGUGUGUGGGACCCCUGGUUACCUCGCUCCAGAGAUCAUCGAGUGCUCCAUGGACGCAGGGCACGCAGGAUAUGGUACUGCUGUGGACAUAUGGAGUUCAGGGGUCAUCAUGUACACGCUGCUUGCAGGCUCUCCGCCCUUCUGGCACAGGAAACAGAUGCUGAUGCUGCGUAUGAUCUUGGCUGGGAACUAUGACUUCUCAUCUCCAGAAUGGGAGGACCGCUCAGACACUGUGAAAGAUCUGAUCUCUCGGAUGCUGGUGGUGGACCCAAAACAGCGAUACACAGCUACCGAUGUUCUCAACCACUCGUUCUUUUCACAGUAUGUGGUGGAUGAAGUACGACAGUUCAGUCCAUACAGGCGCUUCAAGGUCAUUUGUAUGACUGUUCUCGCCACAAUGAGAAUCUACUGCAACUACCGCCGUGCCAAGCCGGUCACCAAGGAGGUGAUCAAGAGCGACCCGUACGCUGUCAAGCCGAUCCGCAAGCUCAUCGACGCAUGUGCUUUCAAGAUCUACGGCCACUGGGUCAAGAAGGGCCAAACUCAGAACAGAGCAGCACUUUUCGAGAACACUCCCAAAGCCAUCCUGCUGUCGAUAACUGCUGAGGCCGACGAGCCAGUCCAGCACAUCUGGUAACGAGCACUUCAGGAUCGACCCGCUGGAGCUUAAUGGAGAUGCACUUCUACACUGUUUACCUUCUCCUGUUGUAUAGAAGAAAUGAACUGGUAAGCCACUACUACCACCAGGCACCAGGUUGAUUUGUCUUUAAUGUGGAGAGUUAUGUUCAUGAAUUUUGAAUACUGUAAAAUAACAGAUUUACUGGCAAAAUGUAGAGAAAAUAUUUAAUUUUAAAUGAACCCACUCUCUCCUGAGUUCUUUGAUUACCAUUUUUCAAACGUGGAUACAAGGUUUCCACUUUAUAUUUUACUGUAUGAAAUACUAGAAUAUAUAUUUGAAUUUUAAAUGUUUGAAAUCAAGAGUGGUUCUAUAAGUGAUGCCCUGCAGCGAUGGGUUACUCUUUUCCUUACAAAAGUGUUUUGUCAGAACUGUGAAGCAUCGUCUUAGCAGCCCAAAGCAAAACGUGUUAAAAAAAAAAAAAAACAGCCUACAUAAUUUAGCUGACUGGUAUAUAAAACAGUGAACCUGCAUACUUGAAUUGGCAUGGACUUAAUUGUUUGCGUACUGCGUGGCUGUAGAUCCUUAUGCAGGAUGUACAUUACUGUACUGAACUACUUAUUGUACUGGCAGCAGUUUCAAGGGAAGUUUUAAAGACGAUAGCACUUUAAAAUGUAUGCUUUGGAUUUAUUUAUUAAAAUGUGCAUUUAAUUUAAA